Messenger RNA from Adineta ricciae, 828 nucleotides. Lineage: Eukaryota; Metazoa; Rotifera; Eurotatoria; Adinetida; Adinetidae. The record is from the annotation of a GenBank genome assembly.
AUGGAAUUAAUACAAAAUCAAAGGAAUACCUUGUUUUCAUCCUAUUCAACUUCGUAUGAAUAUCGUUAUGAAUUGAAUACGGCGAUAAAAUGGAAAAACGAAUCACGUCUUAUUCUUCUUCUAGCCGGUCGUCAUCGUCGGUGUAUCGAUUGGUGUGGUUUCUCCGUAACUGAGAGACUUCUUUCAGAAAUGCGUUUGAACGAGUUUUCUAUCCUGGCCAUAUGUACAAAUAGAUACGAUUAUGAGAUCUCCAUGCCUAUACAAAACAAUUCAGAUGCAUAUUCAAUUUAUAUGACUUUUCGAAAAUGGAUGAAAGCUAUUUACUUGAAACUGUUUCAGUCUUAUCCUCGUCUCUACCUUUUCGGUGUGCGUCGAGGCUCUCGCAUGUGCUCAUUACUAAGUCGCGUUCUUCCCGUCCAAGCGCAAAUUUUGUACGUCUAUUCGGGUUAUAAACCAAGUUUACUUAUUCAUUCUGACUAUGACAGAGAUAUGCGCGAUCAACUUGUACCCAAUCCGACAUUUGCAAAUUGGUUCUAUUUUGAAUUUUGUUCGCAGAAUACUUCAUUAACAAGAAUGUACUGCAUAUUCCAAGAUCCCACAAAGAACUUCUUUAAUCCAGUUCCACCUACGUACUUUAUUCAUGCACAAAAUGAUCGAUUAUUAAACAUAGAAAGCUAUUCUGAAAUGAUCUCGAAGAUUCAAAACGAUGCUUUUCAACUUGGAGGUACAUUACUUACUGACAAUUGCACUAUCAAAUUUUCCGUAGCGAUUCCGGCGCGUCUCACUCCAGAAUACAUGUGCGAGAAUUUUAAUAAAAUGGUUUUGUAA